This is a messenger RNA of Oncorhynchus gorbuscha (pink salmon), 1229 nucleotides long. Its product is annotated as steroid 21-hydroxylase-like. Gene Ontology annotation, biological process: progesterone metabolic process; hormone biosynthetic process. NCBI's taxonomy places the organism in Eukaryota, Metazoa, Chordata, Actinopteri, Salmoniformes, Salmonidae. Gene Ontology annotation, molecular function: heme binding; iron ion binding; steroid 17-alpha-monooxygenase activity. The annotation marks the transcript as partial. The transcript has 9 exons. The record is from RefSeq and is a predicted model, not a curated record.
GAGACGUGGUGUCAGGGGGAGGCCGCUCCAUCUCUCUGGGGGACUACAGUGAGGAGUGGAGGGCCCAUCGCCGUCUGGCCCAUAAUGCACUGCAACGCUGCUCCCAGCAGUCGCUCCACGGGGUCAUCCAGAAACAGGCCCUCCACCUGAGACAAGUGCUGCUGAACUAUAACGGCAGAGCUGCGGAUCUCUCUGAGGAUUUCACUGUAGCAGCCAGUAACAUCAUCACCACACUGGCCUUUGGGAAAGAGUAUGAGAAGAGUUCUGCAGAGCUGCAGAGACUGCAUGGCUGUCUUAAUGAGAUCGUGUCUCUAUGGGGCUCUCCCUGGAUCUCUGCUCUGGACUCCUUCCCACUGCUCAGGAAAUUGCCCAAUCCGCCGUUCUCCCGUCUUCUGAAAGAGGUGGCCAGGAGAGAUGACAUCAUCAGAACACAUCUGGAUGAGUACAAGAUGCAGGCACCGAGCAAAACAUCAGAGGAAGACAUUGCCAUCACAAGCGCUCUCCUCAACGGCCUUGGGAAGCCCCAGGACACAACACAGGGAGUGGUCCUGACAGACACUCACGUCCACAUGGCCACUGUGGACCUUCUGAUCGGGGGAACAGAGACAACAGCUGCCUGGCUCAGUUGGACUGUGGCCUUUCUACUGCACAGGCCUGAGGUGCAGUACAGAGUGUAUGAUGAGUUGUGUUCGGUGCUGGACGGGCGCUACCCUCAGUACAGUGACAGACACAGGCUGCCAGUGCUGUGUGCUGUGAUCAGUGAGGUGCUCAGACUCAGACCUGUGGCUCCGCUAGCUGUGCCUCACAGAGCCAUCAGAGACAGCAGUAUUGCAGGCUACUUCAUCCCUAAGAACACUGUCAUCAUCCCCAAUUUGUUUGGGGCGCAUCAUGACCCUGCAGUGUGGACGGAUCCCUAUUCCUUCAAACCAGAGCGGUUCCUGGAGGGUGGGGGGGCCUCGACGCGUGCUCUCCUGCCUUUCGGCGGGGGCGCUCGGCUGUGUUUGGGGGAGGCUGUGGCCAAAAUGGAAUUGUUUCUGUUCACCGCCUACUUGUUGCGUGAUUUCCAGUUCGUACCUGCUGAAAGCCAGACCUCUCUACCAGACCUGACAGGAGUAGCCAGUGUGGUACUCAAAGCCAAGGCCUACACAGUCAUAGCACUGCCCAGACCUGGGCCUUGACCUCUCACAGAGUUUGUUCAUGUACAGUGAUCACAUUACAUUUCUAUCAAU